This is a messenger RNA of Solea solea (common sole), 1484 nucleotides long. RefSeq names its product leucine rich repeat containing 58b (gene lrrc58b). NCBI's taxonomy places the organism in Eukaryota, Metazoa, Chordata, Actinopteri, Pleuronectiformes, Soleidae. Gene Ontology annotation, molecular function: protein binding. The coding region runs from base 276 to 1337 and encodes 353 amino acids. The transcript has 4 exons. The record is from RefSeq and is a predicted model, not a curated record.
GAGGCAGAUACUUGUGGCUGCGUCGCUGCUACUUCCACUGUAGUUACAUUCUGCUGCAUUUGUUUUAUCUUAACGUAAAAUCAUUGAAUUUCUACAAGGAGAUGCGGUUAAAUGUGACGGGCGGGCGCAACCGAGUGUUUCUGUUGACUACGUUGAAAAUUGACGGCAACUCCUGGAGCUAACUCGCGGAGUACGGGCGGGGGCACCGAGCCUACAGCCCAAACAUUUGCCAGCACUUUGUUUUAAGAGUUUAGUUUCACGAUUAAGUUGUCAAAAUGGAGACACACGAAGGAGCAGCGGCAGCAACAGGCGGCGGCGUCCUCGACUUUUCCCGGCUCAGUCUGAACACUUUCAGCGCUGUCAGUGUCAGCGACGAGAGGAAAAGAGACACCAGGCAGCUAUACUUGAACUACAACCGGCUAGCUUCGCUGCCCUCGUCGGUCAGCGUGUUCUGCAACCUGGAGCUGCUGGACAUCAGCAACAACGGACUGUCGUCCAUCUGCGAGGGCAUCACGCGGCUGAGCAGGCUGAAGACACUCAUAGCCAAGAACAACCGCCUGGACGAGUUCUCCCUGCCCAAGCAUUUCGGCUCCCUGCAGCUGGAGGUGCUGAACUUCAGCGGAAACAGAUUUGAGGAGAUCCCGCUGCAGUGUACCAAGCUGCUGCGGCUGCAGUCGCUUUCACUGGGCGGAAACAGACUGAAAAGUAUACCAGCGGAGAUAGAAAACCUGACCGGUCUCGAGCUGCUGUAUCUGGGCGGAAACCUCAUCACAGCCAUCCCUCCUGAAGUGGCUAACCUGCCCUACCUCAGCUAUCUGGUCCUGUGUGACAACCGCAUUCAAGGUGUGCCACCAGAGCUCACCAGGCUGCACUCGCUGCGAUCUUUAAGUCUUCACAACAACCUGCUUACUUACCUGCCAAGGGAAAUCCUUAGCCUGGUGCACCUGCAGGAGCUCAGCCUCCGAGGAAAUCCACUGGUGGUGCGCUUCGUCAAGGAGAUGACUUACGACCCCCCCUCUCUGCUAGAAUUGGCAGGGCGUACAGUCAAGAGUCGUAAUAUUCCCUAUUAUCCCUGUGACCUGCCUUCAAAUUUGCUGCGAUACCUGGACUUGGCCAGCAAGUGUCCCAACCCCAAGUGUGCCGGCGUCUACUUUGACUCAUGUGUCCGCCAAAUCAAAUUUGUGGACUUCUGUGGAAAGUAUCGGCUGCCUCUCAUGCACUACCUGUGCUCCCCAGAGUGCACCUCUCCCUGCAGCUCCAACCCCCAGAGUGACGCUGACUCGGAGGAUGAGAACAGCGUGCCCGUUGACCGCCUGCAGAGGGUGCUUUUGGGAUAGAAUGACAUAACAUUCUUAUCCCUGAUUGUAGACAGUGAAAUCAGAAAGUAUUCUCACCCCUUUUUAAAUGUGCAAUAUGUAAAAUUGUGCAUGCACACUGUAUCAGGAAACACACAUUGCAUACAUAAACAAAUAGUAGAGUACUAA